Messenger RNA from Metarhizium brunneum ARSEF 3297, 822 nucleotides. RefSeq names its product Acyl-protein thioesterase 1 (gene LYPA1). Gene Ontology annotation, molecular function: carboxylic ester hydrolase activity; palmitoyl-(protein) hydrolase activity. Gene Ontology annotation, cellular component: cytoplasm. Gene Ontology annotation, biological process: protein depalmitoylation. Lineage: Eukaryota; Fungi; Ascomycota; Sordariomycetes; Hypocreales; Clavicipitaceae. The record is from RefSeq and is a predicted model, not a curated record.
AUGGCUGCCAUGCCCGUCAUCGUCCCUGCCGCCGCAAAACACACCCACACAGUCGUCUUCCUCCACGGCCGAGGGGACGUGGCCGAAAACUUUGUCGCCUCGUUGGAAUAUUCCAAGAGCUCUCGGGACCAGACGCUCCAGGAAAUAUUCCCCUCCUUCAGAUGGGUCUUCCCCAAGGCCGGCGUCGGCGCCUCCUUCUCAUUCGGCGGGAACAAGGUCUCGCAGUGGUUCGACAUCUGGAACGUCGCCGACUUCUCGGAGCGGGAGGAGAUGCAAACACUCGGACUGAAGGAGAGCGUGGCCAUGAUCCGAAAGGUGCUCCAUAUCGAGGCGGGCAUCCUGGGCGGGCACUGGGAUAGGAUCAUCCUGGCCGGCAUCAGCCAGGGUGCCGCGACGGCGACGCACGCCCUUCUCAACUUGAAGCUGCCGGAGGCGGCGGACGACGGCACCAAGUUAUCAGGCGGCUUGGCGGCGUUUGUUGGGUUUUCGUGCCGGAUGCCGUUCCCCGGGCGGACGUUGAGGGAAACGAGGGCGGUGCUGAGCUUGGAGGAUGCCCCGGAGGACGAUGAGGUGAUACGCAGGACGCCCGUGUUGCUGGAGCACUGCGUAGAUGACCCCUUGGUGUUGGUUGAGAACGGGCGAGUUCUGAGAGACACGCUGCGCGGAUUCGGGGCCGAGGUUCAUUCGAGGGAGUAUCCGGACGGGGGGCACUGGCUCAAUUCACCGGCGGGCAUGGACGACGUUGCCGAGUACUUGACGCAUGUUCUGGGGUUGACGCCUGCAAGUGCGGCAACGAACGGCACUGAGAUGGAUUUGUCUUGA